UUCAUUUCCCAGAUUCUGGACUUUAUCUAUUGAACGGUUUUGAUUUUUAUUCUGAUCUAUUUUGAGUGGCGUGACACCGAAAACCAGCAAUACAGAAGACCAUGUCCAUGAUGUACGAUAUCGAGUUGUUUUGAUACUUUGUAUUGAUAGACGAUUAAAAUGAUAUAGGAAAUGAUCAUGUUGGAAAAGGAAUCAAUUUAAAAAACUCCCGACUAGGCUGAUCUCAAUAAUUACUUGCAAUUUCAUCUCUGCCUGCCUAAAUUUAAAAACAGAACACCGAAAGUUGAAUGCGUCUUAUGCAGAUUAGCGCAAAAGUGAACGAAAUGACAACUUGUUUAAAUUAAAAUUAGGAAACAAACGACCUACUUCUUCACAAAAUCAGUUCGUGCAAUAUUAUUGAACCAGUUGUGGCCUUAAAGGUUCAUAUCGAAAGAUAUUUUCAGGUUUCCCUCACUAACUUAAAAACCGAAGCCGCAUUUCAUAGUCGGAAAACGAGGUCGAAAGCGGGAGAAAUCAACAUUGAAAUCGGAAAACGAAGUCGAGCACGAACUUUAGGCAAAUCUAAGGCGAAGUGGCAACCAUGCACAUUUUUCAUGGUUUUGAAGUCGGUCAGUUCGUAACUGAAUCCAAGAAUGAGACAUUUUCAUUACUGCACUGCUUUUACUUGUAAAUGCAAUUUGAAACAUCCUUUUUGUUUUUAGACCUUUCUCAACAUGAGUGGCUGUUGUUCACAAAGUGCCCGCCCGUUGUUGUGGAAGACCCUGUUUCGCGUGAUCGCGUUCUCCGUGCUCGCAGCAUCUGGAGGGUUAAUUUUCGCCGCAGUGGAACAUCCCAAUGCCGUAAAUAAUUUAAAGAGAAAGGAAGAACUUCUGGUCAGCCUGAGAGAAGACAUGGCAAAGAAAUACAACAUGUCCCAAGACGACUUUGAUAAUUUCAUUGAGAUCACUGACGAUGCAUUUAAUAUGGCUGGGCCCUCAUGGAGUUAUUUCCAAAGCGUGCGGUUUGCAUUCGAAACAUUGACGACUAUUGGAUACGGCAGGCUAGCUCCGUCCACAAGUCUUGGUCAAGCUCUGUGUGUCGUAUUUGCCGUACUGGGCAUUCCUGUAACCAUCCUGGCAUUUAAGUCAGUUGGUGAGUUAAUCAGCCGUGGAAUCAGCUCCUUCAUCACAAAGAUUGAAAGAAAAUACUUCAAACGAGAACCGGCUAACGUGGCGGCCAAGAGUACUGCAGUGACUUGCGUGCUUAUGUUAAUAAUGUUAGUACUGGGAACAACACUGCAAAUGUAUACCGAUGACGCUAAUGAUAUGACAUUCCUUGAAGGGUUUUAUUUUUGGUUUAUCAGUUUCUCAACGAUCGGGUAUGGCGAUUACGUACCAGGCUUCUCUAGAACCACAGCCUCUUCCCAAAAUGGUGAGCAUUCAAAAAAUGCAGCUCGGAAAACAGCCAAUAUAGCAUUUCACCUGACUUGGACCACGCUUGGUUUGUGUGUGGUUUCUAGUGCGCUUAAUGCUCUGGCCGAGUUCAUGGAGAAAAGAUCAGCAGCUAAACGGCUUCGGAGAAAAUGCUGUUCAUGUUUUAAGGACGAUUCUUAUCGAGUUAAAAACUGUAAUGGAAAAGAUAUUACGGCUGAAGAAGAAAAUUACCAUAGUGUGACGUACGUUUAAAUGUCACUGGUUCGCUACCAGACCUCUUCGUUUGACUGAAAAAUAAUCCCUUGAAAUAAAUAAAUUGUAAAAAUUGGAAUUUGGAAAUGUUGGUUUUUCAGGAGGG
Molecule: messenger RNA, 1770 nt
Organism: Orbicella faveolata
Lineage: Eukaryota; Metazoa; Cnidaria; Anthozoa; Scleractinia; Merulinidae
Product: potassium channel subfamily K member 15-like
Biological process (GO): potassium ion transmembrane transport; stabilization of membrane potential
Cellular component (GO): plasma membrane
Molecular function (GO): outward rectifier potassium channel activity; potassium ion leak channel activity
Source: RefSeq, a predicted model, not a curated record